AUGAAUCAUAAAUACAUUUUCCUUAUACAAGUUAUUUAAAACAUCUGGUGGAUUGUCGAAAUGUAAUUUAUUAAAAAGUCAUCAAAUUACACAUAUUAUUUUUUGUGUUCAUUAUGCUUAACAACAAGGUUACUUGCCUCUAUAAUAUACUUAAAAAAACACUAGAAGUACGACCGAUUUAUUCUCUUAACUACUUUAGCCAAUAAUGUUUGCUACACUGAGGCCAAUAUUAACUUUGAAAGCCAGAAUUUAUAUUUAAAUCAUAUCAACACUUUAGUCAUCCUUCUAAAUUACAUCGAGGCCCAAACACUAAUAAAACAUUAGUAACUGGAUCUGCUCUCAAGAUUUGCAUUUCCUACUUAUAUCCUAAUAAGAUUGAUCUCCCUAAUAUUCAUAUAGUUUGAUAUCCAACUCUGUGAAGCUACUACUUUGAUGGCCUUGUUUUUAUUUGUGUACUUUUCAAAAUAGGAUGACGCUAUGCAUUAAACACAAUCUCAUCCAAAAUUAGACCAGUCCUUAUAAAAUUGUUCUGUCUCUAUGCAUUAAUCGUAACCCAAAUAAGAAAAGCGCCUCACUUAAAAUUCAAAUAAACUCAUCCUCUAACCUGACAAAAACUCAUAACCCAGAAAUAGUAUCUAAAUUAACAUCAAAGACUCUUACAGGGAAGAAAGUGCUCCCAUUCCUACAUUUCAUUCUAAACUUAGACCAGGCUUCAAAAGCUAAUAUUCACAUUUAGUAGUCGACAGAAAUGACUCUUAACUAUAAAAUUUCUAUUAGAAUCUUGUCAACGUUUUGCCAGAAGGAGUUAUAAUGUUAAAUAAGUUUUAGCAAAUUCAAUUCAUUAGUUCAAAAUGUGAAAAGCUAUUGGAAUGUGAUGGGAAAGAAAGAGUGCUAGAAUACAUCAAAAGGUGUCUGGCUAAUUGCGAUUUACCAGAGGAUGUUUAAUCGAUAACAAAAACAAGAUGUAAAUUGACAUAAAGAGUUUUGGAAGAAAUAAUCAGAAUUUAUAAGUAGAAUUCUCAGGAAUUAGAUAUUUUUGAUGUCUUAUUGAAUCCGAACAAAUACAUCUAGGCCUUGUUUUCGGGAUAGAACGGGUCAUUUGAACAAGAGAGAAGUAGUUCUGGUUCAAUUUAUUUUUCUGAUCCUUCUCAAUUAUAGGAACACACUUUUUGCUUUGAAGGCUCAAUUGAUAAGGAGAAGUGUGAUCAAUCUAAGAAGCUUAAGUUUAUUUUGGUUUAAACUUCAAUGACGUUGAGUUAAUAGGAAGCCAUCUCAUAGAAUGGUUUGACCAAUUCAAAAAAGUAGAAUACGAACGAUAUGCCUCAACCAAUUCUUUUGAUCCUAAUUAAGAAUACCACACAUAAGAAUAGAGUGAGGGAAUUGAAAAAGGAGAGAUUAAUUAACAACUCACUCUUGAAGUCCUUUUCACAUGAAUUGAGAACUCCUUUGAAUAGUUGUUAGUAUAUGCUGAAUCUGAUCAAGGAGGUCUCAAAAGAUGAACGUAUAGAGCAAUACCUAAACACAGCAUAAAGUUCAAUUAAAUUAUUAAUCUACUAAAUAAAUGAUAUUUUAGAUUUUGCUGCUAUGUAAUCAAAGACUUUCUCUUAUCAUACAACUUCUUUUUGUAUCAAGGAUUUUAUUUAAGAGAUCCAUGAGUUGUAUGAUCAACAAGUAAGUUAUAAAAAUAUCAAACUAGAAAUCUAAUAUGAUUAAUCUUUAUAAAAUCAAUUUUUCAUCAAUGACAAACAAAGAAUUAUGCAAGUCUUGGUUAACUUAUUAAAUAACUCUUGUAAAUUUACAAAGCCUGGUGGUGAGAUUCUUAUACUAUUUAGACAAAUGAAAGGCAAUUUAAUCGAAGUGUCUGUUCGAGAUAACGGAAUUGGAAUCUAAUCGAAUAAGUUGGAAUAGCUUAGAAAAUCCUUCUGUAAGCCCUCCUCCUAAAUAUGUUAAGAUUCUGGCCUUGGAUUUGGUUUGAAGAUAGCUGGGAAAAUCAUCAAAGGAUUAACCUAUAAUAAAACAUACUUGGACAUCAACUCAAAUACCAAAAGUGGAACCCAAGUUUCUUUUCUAUUUUAAAACUAAGAAAUCAUGAAUUAGGAAUGCUUACUAUCUCCAUAACAAAGUAAUAUCACUGGUAGAUUUGAAAUAUUGUCUCCUGCCUCCUCCUCCCAUCUUAUCCCAAAAUCAGAAUCCUUGAUGAAAGGUCUGCACUAGAAAUUUGAAAGUCCCCAGAAUGAAUCAACCAUCCUUAAAGAACAAUUAGAAAGUCCCAGAAUCAAGGACGACCAACAAAGUUCAGUGGUUAUUCCGAUAAGUUCUUAUCUUUUCAAAGAUAAUCUUACUCAAAAGAAUAAAAAACAGAGUUCAAUAUUAUCUUUUUAAAUAAAUGCCAAUAACAAUUGUGAAAGUUGCUCAUAAAUCCUAAUAGUUGAUGACAUACCAUUCAAUCAAAUUGCAUUCAUUUAGACAUUAAAUUAUUUCAAAAUAAACGCCGAGUCUGCUUUUGAUGGGUACCAAGCCGUUGAGAUGGUGAAGUAGAAAUUGACCAAACACUGCAAGUUCUAUAGAUUGAUAUUCAUGGAUAUUGAAAUGCCAGGUUAAAACGGUUUUUAGACUUCUAAAAUUGUAAGAAUCUCGUAAAUGCCUGGUGUCCAAUCAAUAAUCGUUAUGUGUUCUGCGUACGAUACUCUUGAAAAUUAUAAUUGUGCCCAACAAGUAGGAAUAACUGAAUUCUUGCCAAAACCUGUAAAUAAGAAAGAGUUAGAUAAAAUCCUAAAAAAGUAUUUAUUCAAAAUUUGA
Messenger RNA from Paramecium tetraurelia, 2799 nucleotides. RefSeq lists its product as uncharacterized. Lineage: Eukaryota; Ciliophora; Oligohymenophorea; Peniculida; Parameciidae. The transcript has 2 exons. Gene Ontology annotation, molecular function: phosphorelay sensor kinase activity. The record is from RefSeq and is a predicted model, not a curated record. Gene Ontology annotation, biological process: phosphorelay signal transduction system.